Messenger RNA from Sorex fumeus (smoky shrew), 1752 nucleotides. It is a transcript of the gene CLEC1A, whose product is annotated as C-type lectin domain family 1 member A. The transcript is spliced from 6 exons. Bases 35 to 850 code for a protein of 271 amino acids. NCBI's taxonomy places the organism in Eukaryota, Metazoa, Chordata, Mammalia, Eulipotyphla, Soricidae. The record is from RefSeq and is a predicted model, not a curated record.
ACUGCAUCUCAGCCUCACCCCUGCAGGGCUCAGGAUGCAGGCCAAAUACAGCAGCACCAGGGACAUGCUGUAUGCUGAGGAGGACUCCUCGCUGACCCUUCGCUCGCAGGCCUCCACCGCUACCCAGCGCACGGAGCCCAGGCGCACAGCUGAGACCCGGCCUCUUUCUCCAGCCUGGCGGCCCCUGGCCCUGACCUUCCUGGCUUUGUGCUUGGUGCUGCUGAUUGGCCUGGCUGUCCUGGGCUUUGUAUUUUUCCAGUACUACCAGCUCUCCAACACCCAGAAAGACAUUAUUUCUCAAAAGGAGGAAAGGUUGGGGAACCUCUCAAGACAGCUACAAUCUCUUCAAGACCAAAACAGGAAACUUAGAGAAACCCUACAGCGUGUGGCUGAAAAACUCUGUCGUCAACUCUACAACAAAACUGGAGAACACAGAUGCAGCCCUUGCCCAGAUACAUGGAAAUGGCAUGGGGACAAAUGUUACCAAUUCUCUAGCAAGAGCGAAAAUUGGCAGUGCUGUGAUUAUUUCUGCACCGCUGCAAACGCCACCAUGUUGAUGAUACACACAAAACAAGAGCUGGAGUUUGCCAUGCCUCAGAGCUACAAUGAGUUUUUCUACUCUUACUGGACCGGGUUGUCUCGCAACAUCGGUGGCAAGUCCUGGCUGUGGGUGGAUGGAACUUCGUACUCCCCUGAACUGUUUGAGAUUAAAAUCGAUUACUCCAGCAAAAGGAGUAGGGACUGUGUGACCAUUCUCAAUGGAAAGGCUUUCUCAAAGAACUGCCAGGAAUUGAGGCUCUGUGCCUGUGAGACAAAGGCCACCCUGGUGAAGCUGGAGGAGCUUCUAUAACAUUUCCAUCCAUAGGGAGGAAAUCAUUGACUCCAUAGCUGCAGGUUCAACUUCCAGAUCCCUCAGAGUUGAAGACUGGAACGAAGGUCUGUCUCUUCAAAUGCGUCUGCGAUAGCUUUGUUUUGGCUCAUUUGUCUUUCAUUUGCUCCAUGUUUAUGCAGCAAUUCAUCCAAAGCACUGAGCCUAGACAGGUGAUGGGGAGGGAUAAUUGAGACUUUGGGGGCAUGGAAUAUAAACCAGGAAAGACAAUUUCUCUGACUGUACAAGGAAGAUGUUUGUACUUUUUAUUCAGGAUCACCAGCACUUCUGAGCUUGGAUUCAAACAAACUUUUAUUAGUCGCAGAGAAAAAGCUGUAUUUAUGCCUCAAUCUGUCCCAGAAUUACAAGAUUGUCAUCCACUACCUUAUUUAGAGAGAAAUUUCUCUGUAUUUUUUUUCAGUAUCUUCGAUGCCAUGUUUUUCUUAAAUAUUUGAAGGAGUAAAAUAGGAAAAUAAACCUUAGUGAUACCCUUCGCACCAACAAUCAUGUUGCUCAUGAGAAAUUAGCCAUUACUUUCUCUAUGUUGCUAUCAAAAUACAGAAUUAAUUCAUGUUGUUUGCUUUGGUUCAGACUUUCCUCUCUUGAAAACGUGUGGUAGAGCUUUCAUCUACUUUGUCUAUGACCUGUUUCCCACUAAAAUGAUUCUCUUCAUUGGAAUCUAAAAUUCUUACAAACAUAUCUCACUUAUCCUUUUAAAGUUCCACAGUCUCCAUUGUCUAGGAAUUUCUCUCAGGAAAGAAAUAUGCUCAUCCCCACUGUUCCAGAGUUCUCCCUCUAGAGAGACUGAUGAGAAGAACCAAAGUUGGUUUCUUUGUGUGUGCUUGUCGUUUGGGUUUUAGUUUUCAUUCCCUGCCUUCAACAUU